Messenger RNA from Octopus sinensis (East Asian common octopus), 830 nucleotides. RefSeq names its product adhesion G protein-coupled receptor E1-like. The transcript is spliced from 8 exons. The annotation marks the transcript as partial. Gene Ontology annotation, molecular function: calcium ion binding. Lineage: Eukaryota; Metazoa; Mollusca; Cephalopoda; Octopoda; Octopodidae. The record is from RefSeq and is a predicted model, not a curated record.
ACAUUGACGAGUGCACAGUUUUCCCAUGCUUGGACAAUGAGGUAUGCACCAACACACCAGGAUCGUACAUAUGUGCCUGCAGUCCAGAGAUCGAGUUGAACGGAAUAUUUUGCGUUGGCAUAGACGAGUGCACAGCAGACCCAUGCGGGGCACAGGGGACAUGCACCAACACACCAGGAUCCUACACAUCUAACUGUAAUCCAGGGUUCGAGUUCAGCGGAACAACAUACAUUGACAUAGACGAGUGCACAGAUGACCCAUGCGUGGCACAGAGAACAUGCACCAACAUAGCAGGAUCCUUCACAUGUGCCUGCAGUCCAGGGUUCGAGUUCGACGUAGUAACUUGCGUUGACAUAGACGAGUGCACAGCAGACCCAUGCGGGGCACAGGGGAAAUGCACCAACACACCAGGAUCCUACACAUGUGUCUGUAAUCCAGGGUUCGAGUUCAGCGAAACAACAUGCAUUGACAUAGACGAGUGCACUGGUUGGCCAUGCGGGAUAAAUGAGGAUUGCACCAACACACCAGGAUCCUUCACAUGUGCCUGCAUUCCAGGGUUCGAGUUGAACGGCAGAAUUUGCAUUGACAUAGACGAGUGCACAGCAGACCCAUGCGGGGCACAGGGAAUAUGCACCAACAAAAUAGGAUCCUACACAUGUAGCUGUAAUCCAGGGUUCGAGUUCAGCGGAACAACAUGCAUUGACAUAGACGAGUGCACUGGUUGGCCAUGCGGGAUAAAUGAGGAUUGCACCAACACACCAGGAUCCUUCACAUGUGCCUGCAUUCCAGGGUUCGAGUUGAACGGCAGAAUUUGCAUUGCUAUCGUCUAA